CCGAUGCACAUCUAACCGUCCUUUUAAAAAUGUGAUAGAAAUAUAAACCCGGAGAAUAUUUGGAUACGGUGGUCUUAUAAAGGAAUUGGGGUUCGCCGGAAAACCAAAACUCCGGUACAGGAAUGAAGAGGUGUGAGCUGUGCAGCAACUUUGCUCGGAUGUACUGCCAAUCGGAUAACGCAAGCCUCUGUUAUGAAUGCGAUCAAAACGUUCACUCAGCCAAUUUUCUAGUAGCCAAACACUCCCGAACUCUCCUCUGCCAUAAAUGUCAAUCUCCGACUCCCUGGAACGCUUCCGGCGUCAAUCUCGGUCGCACCGCCUCCGUAUGUGUUAACUGUCUUGAAGAAACUCCAUCUCAACGGAGACUGUUGCAGGGAGGGGAGACUAGUCACCGUGGAAACGAUGUCGUAGAGGAGAAUUGUGAUGUACAUGAUGAGGAUGAAGACGGAGAUACAGACGAUGACGAUACAGAAUCAAGCGAUGAGAGUGAAGAUGAGGAUGAGGAUGAAGAUGCAGAGAAUCAGGUGGUUCCGUUGUCGUCAGCCGCGUCGCCACCUGCUACCGGUUCUUCGAGCAGUGAGGAGUUUUCUUCGAGCAGACUCUCAUCUGAUGGUUUUAGAUCCACAUCUAAACGAGAACGCGUGGAUCCUUGUAUCGAUUCUGAGGACGAUACACCAUGUUCAUCGGAAAAAUCCAGCAGUAAAAGGAGGAGGGAGAUUGAUGACGCUAUUUCGUUAGGAUAUUUCAGGCCAUCAGACAGAAUUGGAGAUCCUGGUGAAGCAUAACAAAGGAGGAUCGGGAAUAGUUUAAUUAUCGAUCCAAGUUUGCUGGCAACGAUGAUGAUGACGAAUCUCCGUCGUCUUUUGGAGAUUAAAACUGAACGAUCGACACGAUUAUAGAUGUGUUUGCCUGAUUGGAUCUUCUUCUAUUGAUUCAAUUCAAGUUGAACAAAUCUCCAGUUUCACCAGCGCUCUUAAAUUUCUUACACUGCUUUCUUCGUACACAGUUUCAAGAAGAGGCCACUGGUUAUGAUCUUUUGAUGCCAUUUCUCCUAGAAAUCCAGUUGAAAUCUUGCUUUGUUAUUUUAUAUUAUAUUUGUAAGUUUUAUGAUUGAUGAUCUUUUCACCAAAAAGUUCUUAUACCCAACAAGUUGUAAGGGGUUGGCAUUAUUCAAUACAAUGGUUACAAAAAAAAAUUCAUCAAUUCAAA
This is a messenger RNA of Lactuca sativa (garden lettuce), 1209 nucleotides long. RefSeq names its product B-box type zinc finger family protein (gene BBX28). Gene Ontology annotation, molecular function: zinc ion binding. The record is from RefSeq and is a predicted model, not a curated record. NCBI's taxonomy places the organism in Eukaryota, Viridiplantae, Streptophyta, Magnoliopsida, Asterales, Asteraceae.